This is a messenger RNA of Aspergillus fijiensis CBS 313.89, 964 nucleotides long. RefSeq lists its product as uncharacterized. NCBI's taxonomy places the organism in Eukaryota, Fungi, Ascomycota, Eurotiomycetes, Eurotiales, Aspergillaceae. The record is from RefSeq and is a predicted model, not a curated record. The transcript is spliced from 2 exons. Bases 186 to 785 code for a protein of 199 amino acids.
CCAAACAGGUUAGCGUCUCAGGGCCUGGUGUCUGUCAGCCUUACCAGCAUGGCAGUUUGAAACAGCCACAGUAAAAGGCCCCCACGUGAAAGGCAUCAUCAUAUAUCAAACCGCUUCCUCCACGUUUCUUUCUGAGACCAUCUGUUUUACAAAAGUUGAAAAUUGGUGGUAUUCGUCGAGACAAUAUGAGCAAAUCAAGCGAAUCCGUCCUGUCAAUUCUCACCGGACAAUCCUGGUUCUGGGAUCCCAUGCAGAGCAAUGAGAUUAGGUUUCAUCCGAAUGGAGCUGGCCACUUGAUCUGUCGUUACGAAACACAAGUGUGGAUUAUGGCAGAGUUGCAUUGGAGAUCUCUGCGCCCAGCUUCUCUCGAGCAGGUUGCUGUGACCACCGCCGAUGGCCUUCUUAGCGAAUUCGAGAUUGAGAUCCGACUCUCCAAGCGACAGACUCCAGGAACUUAUGUUCCACCUGGCCGCCGCAUCAACGAAGCUCUACUCACCGACGAGGCUUUUGAGCCCAAGCUUUUCACCGUACGAUUGGAACGAGGAUCAUUCCUUACGCAACAUGAUAGAGCGGGUGACAGACAAGGUGGAGAUGCCUCAAAAUGGGCCAUGCGUCUGGUCUUUGACAAGUCUCCUUAUCCCCAGCCCGAGGAGUGGAAAGAGAUGACCAGCAGUCUUCAGGCGCAUAAGAUGUGGGAGUGGAAUGAAUUUUGCAGCCAUCAGCUGCCUGAGAAGGGUCUUCUGGCAGCGACUUGGUCAAAGCUGAGGGAAUCAUUUGUCUCCUGAUGAUCUAUGAGAGAAUAAGUUUAAAUUUGUCAGAAAAUAAUUACAAGAAUUCAAUGAACAGCGACUAGGCUAUACAUCGACGGCUCAAUUUCCCUAGACCGUUCUGACUCCACAAUGACCACUCCUCCAUAUCCGCACCCCUUCCACAGUCUUGGUCGUCAUUUGGCUCUGCUCAUCCU